Molecule: messenger RNA, 798 nt
Organism: Trypanosoma grayi
Lineage: Eukaryota; Euglenozoa; Kinetoplastea; Trypanosomatida; Trypanosomatidae
Exons: 1
Coding region: 1-798 (265 amino acids)
Source: RefSeq, a predicted model, not a curated record
AUGGUCUUGCAAAAAGGCGUUCCGUUUAAACACACACUUCACCCCACGGUGUCGGAAGAAAAAAGCUUGUUAAGUAUACCUAUUUCUAUAACCGCCACUGUGGCUGAAUGCGAUUUGCAGCAUCGUUUGGAUAUUCAUGUCCCUUCUAGUCGAGAGAUAGCAGGGAUCGAGCUGACGAAUGUGGAGUUUCUUUUUGAGAAUGAUACCAAAGGGGAAUUGUCUGAUCCGCGGUGUUCUUCUGGUAAUUAUGAUGUACUAGGCUACUUGUUCAUGCAAUUACUUGAUAGUCAGGGUCGACCCACUAGUCAUCCAUUUGCAGUUAUGCGUUGUGACCCGGUGACAGGACGCGGUAUUUGCUGUGGAAUAAAACUUCCUUUACAAGCAGAUCAGCGUGUUCGGUUCUACUUGGUUCAAAAAGUUGAGCCUGGUGAUGAAAAAAUGAGGCGAUGUGUGCGCAUUGAGGGUGUGCGCUUCACUGGAAAGGCUCAGCUGUUAUCGGGCGGGACUCACAUUAAAUCAGCAAAGGGUCGAAGACAGAUUAAAGCACUCAUGGAAAGUAAUUUGCGCUUUGAGGUGGAUAGUGCGAGAAAAGAAUUGUCGUUGUCAAAACGACAUCGUGAGUCCCCUCUCCGUUGCCGGUAUGAUAAACAGGAGUCUCUCACAGGUCGUUCAAGUGUCGGACGCACAGCGAAUAUAUUAAAAAAAAAACCAAAUGAUGUUGACGAUGAUGAUGAUGAUGAUGAUGAGCCGCCAAACUUAAUCUACGCCUUCGUCCCCGGUGGGGACAAUGAAAGCUGA